CGCGAACCGGACUAUGCAGUCGAAUUGCCGAUUCCCGGAGCGUCAGGCCUGUUCGCAAUCACUGAAUGAGCGCCUCGUACGGACGAAAAUCCGAUACCUGCGCUGCAAAAGUAGGUGUGGCUAUAGAAGUGUAGUAGGCCACGUAUGUCAACGACGUCCUGCACCAUUCACACCACGUGUAAAUGUGUUUAUAACAUACUCCAUCCACCGUAGGCAGUAGCGACUACUGACUAGUAACCAAUCAUUAACGCCGGCUAAAACGCGUCAACGAGACAUUUCGAGCGAUUGUUUACACGUGAAUUGUUUACGUUAUUCGUAAAUUAACCUUAUUUACAAUGCGUGUAUCCCAUAAUGAGACACUGAUUAUACGGAAAAAAAUAUGGCCCAGAAGCCUGAGUGAUUUUGGUUCAAUGACAUUUAUUUUAGUAAUAGUGCCUCUGAUCUAUUGGUUUGAACUUUGGAUCGUUUUACCGGACCUCUACGAGUUUGGAACGCUUACGUAUUUCAUUCAUUUUUUCAUGGGAAAUUAUAUGAUGUUAAAUAUAGUGGGUAACUUUACAUUUACUGUACUCUGCGACACAAGUACAAGGAGAAAAAUAGUACCAGUUAAUGCAGCUACAGCCCGAGACGGUUGGAGAUUAUGCAGUUCUUGCGAGGCACUUUCACCGCCUCGUUCCUGGCAUUGCCCUACAUGUGAUACCUGCAUUCUGAAACGUGAUCAUCACUGUAUAUUCACCGGCUGUUGCGUGGGCCAUUACAACCAUAGAUAUUUUCUGAUGUUCAUUUUUUAUCUAUUCGCCGCAACUGCAUAUGCAUUUAUAUUCAAUAAUUUUUUCAUUUGGAGUAAAAUACAAUUUGAAUUUCCUUUGUCAAUUAUAAAGGUUGUAUUUCCACUCGCGAUAUUUGUCUUCGGCUUCGACGGAUCUAUCGAACAAUUUUAUUUGCUAUUGUAUAUUGUAUCGGUCGUCGGAAUGUUAUUCACGGGUGUUUUAUGCGUCUACCACUUUCAUCUCAUUUUUCAAGGACUGGUUUGCAACGAGAAGAACAAAAAAGACUAUUCUUACAACUUAGGGUUUAAACAAAACAUUCUUGAAGUCUUUGGCCAUAAGUGGUAUUUUGCCUUAUUCAAUCCUUACGUUGAGUCUAUACUCCCUCAUGAUGGUAUCAUCUGGGACACGGCAUCGUCGUGGAAACAAAACAGUGAAAAAACUAGAUAAAAUUGUUUUGUCAUGGCAGUGAUUCUGUUCUUAAAUAUGUUUCACAACCUCAAGAACAAAUUAUUAUUAUUUGUAAAAGAUAUUGAAAAACUAUAUCAUCUGGUCAUUGUUUAUUGGACGAAAACUAUAAAUUGAUGUAUAUUAAUGAUUUAUCUUAAGAAACACAUUCCCCACGAAUUGUAGUUAGAAAAAUAGGUGUUGAAAUUGCAUUUCUGCUUAUGAGAUAAAUUUUGCUAGUCUGUGCAAUACUUUCAUUCAAAUUCUUCCACGACAUUAAUCUCAUUCAGUACACACAAAAACCAGAAACAACUUUUUGCACAUUUUAGAAAAAUGCUGUGCCUUGCAGGGGAACACACACAAACAUAGAAAUUUAAAAACUUAAAUAUUAUCAAUAUUCCAUUCAGCUUUUGCAAUGAACAAAUUUUAUUCCUUAACACUAGUUAGUGAAUUAUAAUCACUGGAGUCACGAAUUGUUUUUUUCUUAAUAUAUAAUUAUUAUAAGGUUUCAUCAUUUAAAAGUAUAUGUCUUAUGUUUUUGGUUUUGGAAACGGUAUCGUCAAACAUAACUUAGGAAGACUAUAUAAUCAUUCAGUGAAAGUGGAGUAAAUUUUAGAAGUAUGGAAAACGUCGUUCUGGAAACGGGAAUUCUCAGGGUACUUUUGAUUACACAGCACAUUCUGGUUAAUGAUGUAUUUGAAAUUUUUUUU
This is a messenger RNA of Neodiprion fabricii, 1924 nucleotides long. RefSeq names its product probable palmitoyltransferase ZDHHC24. The transcript is spliced from 2 exons. The record is from RefSeq and is a predicted model, not a curated record. Gene Ontology annotation, molecular function: palmitoyltransferase activity. The coding region runs from base 336 to 1217 and encodes 293 amino acids. NCBI's taxonomy places the organism in Eukaryota, Metazoa, Arthropoda, Insecta, Hymenoptera, Diprionidae.